UCUCUCACUCAUAGUUUGUGACAAUGAGUGAUUUGGCUCGGCCCUCCCUCACGCAUCUUUGGUUCAUUGGUUGACACUGCGUGUCUGAUUGACAGGAACAACAGAUUUGUCUCUUCUGAUAUGCAAGUCGGCUCCCAACGUUCACCUACAAGAGCCGGCUCUUCGCGAAUGACGCAUCACUACAAGACUUCUAUUUGCUCUUCUACUGAAUGGAAACUACAAGUGUUAUUGCUGUGCUCAAUGUCAUGGCAUUUACAAACGUAUAUCCUUCUAACACCCUCAAACAGGGAAACAGAUCCCAAUCAAAGGUGUUAUCAUGCUCCACCAAGGCAGUUAUUUAUCUUAUAACUUGUCCUUGUGGUAAAAAUUAUGUGAGUGGAACUAAGAGCGAAUUAACUCGAUAUACCCAGUUGCGGCCCACUUUUUGGAAGCGGUCCACUCUAUUUCGUCCCUUCGCUAUAUCAGCAUCUAACACGUCCCCUAGGAGAGGGGGAGACCUUGACAAUUUAUUGUUAAAAGGAGAGGCUGCCUGGAUAUUUAAUUUAAAGACACUUGCUCCCUUUGGUCUCAACAUAGACUUUGACCUGAAGCCAUUCUUGUGAUUUUUCUAUUGAUUAUAAAUGUUUUGUAGGCCUAUGUAGGCCUACAUUGUAUUUAUGAUCAUAUAUCCAUUCAUGCUUUUUAUAUGUUCUAUUUAUAUCUAUAUAUCAACCAGUGACAUCAAGCCACGCCCGGCCAUGAUUACAGACACCUGUGUGUCCUUCCAAAUUAUAUAAAUUAGUAACCCGCAGUGUUUGUCAUUAUACCCUGAUGAAGACAGCUUGUCUGGUGAAACGUUGGUUAUUAAAUUGUUGCAUCUGCGCUACUAGAGUGUGAGGCUCUCAUUUUCUUUAUCGGGUAGUCAUGGUUACCAUGAAUCUGAAGAUGUUCAAAUUCUGAGUAGACUGAGUGUGCAUGGGCAGUUAGUACAGGAUGGAGGAGUUCCCAGAGAGCUUUAACCAGCUGGAACUGCUGAAGACCCACGACCACCUGAUCCCCCGCGGAGCAUGCAGCCUCUGGCCGGGAGACGAAGGAGAGGAAGAGGAGGAGGGGGAAAGGAGUGAAGAGUGGUGUCAGCAGAAGGAGGAGAAGCUGAAAGACCGACCGGAGGAGCUAAUGCUGUGGGCGGCAGAGAAUAACAGACUGCCAACGGUGAAGCGGCUGCUCUCGGUCGACCCCUUGCUUGCGCAUUGCCAGGACGAGGACGGCUAUACUCCGCUGCACCGUGCGGCCUACGGAGGUCACGCCGCCACGGCCUCUACCCUGUUGGCAGCGGGCACCGAAGUUAACUCCCGCACUGCCGACGGCUGGACGCCCCUACACAGUGCCUGUCGCUGGGGCCAAGUUGCCACUGCGUCCCUCCUGUUGCGCCAAGGGGCGGAGUUGAACGCCCAGACGAACGGCGGCCUCACAGCGCUCCAUCUAGCUGCCUCCUACCCUGGACCGGGCUCCGCCCACACACUGGAGUUCCUCCUAUCGCAGCGCCACAUCAAGGCGGAGCUUCAGAGCAAUAGCAGGGAGACGGCUAGUGAAAUCGCACGCCGAAGUGGACCGCAUCACUUCCUGUUUGAGAUGGUUGAGGACUGUAACAGUGUGCGGUCUCCCCGGUGACCCCCCCCCCCCCUCCCCUUCACACACACACACGUACAUCAGCUCUUCUUUCCCUCUACCCAGGGGCCUUCAUGGAAGACAAGACAGUGUUCCAAGAAGUGUCUUGUGAACAGUCACGUACACCACCACAUAGUCUUUCUUUGCAGUCCUGGGAGGAAACCUCAAUUCUCAAUAUGAUGACAGCUUAUCUCAUAUAUUCUCUGUAUGCUUUUUGUCUUGAGUCCCAAAUGGCAACAUAUUCUGUACAUAGUGCACUACUUUUGGGUCCUGGUCAAAACUAGUGCACUGUGUAAGGGAAUAGGGUGCCAUUUGGGAUGCAGACCCUAAUAGCCGGGUACUUGGAAUGGGUUGAAAAUAAGUGAUCCAAUUAGCAUCCUCAGAUACUAUGGGUGAUUUUUAGCAUGGAAACCCACAUGGUCAGACUGUACUUUGGAUUAGUUCAUCUUGUGAUUGGGUGAAGGUGAUCCAAUUGCUGACUUAAUUAUUAUUUUUUUAAUAAUGCCCGUCAUUACAGAUGUAGGCUCAAAUGGGUUUCAGCGGUGGUAUGACUAAUAUUGUGAAAUGAAGCAGAUCAGUCUGGGUUCCAGGCUAAAUUGUGUGUGCUGGAGUAAUGUUUCUCAUUGGUCUCUGAGCAUUGGGGGUGUAUUCAUCUCAUUUAAUGAAUUGAUUGUUGAGUGUUGUGGCCAUUUUAGAUGUGUCAUGAUUUAUUCAAAUUCUAUGCUAAUUCUACAGCUAAUUUGUUAGUCAUCCAAGUGUCAUCCGUGCUCGCUGUAGAAAUAAAAAUCAAAUCAGUCUAAAUCUUUAGCGACGUUUGAAUGUCCCAUCUCCCUUUACAAAUAAUGGCCGCCAUUUUGAUAGCGCUUACCAAACACAACCUGAGGAUAUUAUUCAGAACCGCGUUCAUUUUCAAAUGUUUGUUUUGCCUCUGGGAUGUCCAUGGGAAGAUGUCUGAAGUGUGUCUAUGCCCAGCUUCAAACUCGCUUGGGAUAAAGUGCCCUGCCAUGUUUUUGUAACUUCUGGUUGUUUUUGAUAAAAAAUCACCUUGAUUUUGCGCUAAAAUGGGUUGUCAGACCUGUCACUAUCCAGCCGUGCUACAAAGGAUAGAAGUAUGGUCAUCAAGAUGUCACUAGAGGUAAGCAGAAGGAGAGUCGAUGCUCCGGCGUUGACGCUUACCCCUAUGUACAGAGCUAGGAUCAGCUUCCCCUUCCUCUAUCCUAAUUUACCCAUUAUUGGGGUAAAUGCGAAAUUGACCCAAGAUCAGUGUGUAGGGGCAACUUCACCCUACUCUGAGGGUCAACUUUGAGUGUGACAGUUUUACUUCUAAUUGCUAAGAUACCAUAUUAGGCUACCCACAAAACGUUAAAGCACAACUGAAUCUAAUAACCAACUUCUCAGAUUAAAAAGGUUAAAAACAGCCUAUGUAGCAUCAAUAUUAGCCAAACAUUUGUUUGUGCCAAAAUUGACUGAAGUGUAAGUAGGAUCAUUUUGGUCAUAUAAGCCAGUAUAUUCCAAAACAGAGUUUUGUGAGAUUUGUGUAAUGGAGUUCGUCAUGACUUACAUGAGGGUUGGGCUUGGAUUACAAUGUUGCCCACUUUCUCACUAACACAAGAUGGUAGAAUUGUCAUGCCCAGAGAAACGGCUGUGCUGACUGCGCUCUAUCCAAUCAUAGCAGCCAGAACCUAGAGACAUUGGGCUUGUUCGACAUUUGCAGACGACAGUGCAAGCAACUGCCGACUGAUCUACAAAUCAUUUAGCAGCAUAAAUAACUACUCAUUAUUAUUUGUAGAUCAGUCACCACAAUGCAUCAUGGAUUUGAUGCUCUCGAGCACGGCUAUUGAGACAGCCUUGCCCAUUACGCAGCGCCACAGACCUGUUUACAUAAGACAACACGGCGCCAGUGUUAUGUUGUUGAAAGAACAUUUGGCCUCUAAGCCCUUUAAUGGGGUGGCCAAUUGCUGAUGUUUUUGAUAGUGAUCACUCGAGUAUGCCACAUUUUUGGGCAAAAUGAGAAUUGAGAUGAUGCACUGCCACUUGUCAAAAUUCCAUUUGCGAGCGUCUUGUGUCCCGCCGUGACCUGUUUUGUAUCAUGAUUCGCUAUCAAACACUGUCAGACAGACACACUGGAUAGUGAGAAAGUUGUAAAUAAAACAAAACAGCAACGAAGCGCACACAUCGCUUAUCGCAAGUGACUUUAUAAGCUUAUUUAGCUAACGUGGCCUGGCAGCUUAAUGUGCAUGCUAGCUACUACUAGCUUCAUUGACAAAUAAACUGUAUGCAAGGCACCGACUAGUUUUUCAUGCACAUUUUUUUACUUGAGAAGUACUGCACCAAACAGCUUAGCUAGAUGAAAAAUUGUGCUAUUAAGACAUUGGCAAAAAUGUCAAUUUAUUACAGAUUUCUUGAUUUAUCUUAGAUUAAUUCUGACUAUUUGGAGGAAGUGAGUGACCGUUGUUGCUACGGUGACUCGGGAGGGACAAAACACAAACAUAACACACCCACAUCGAACCACACCGCCAAGACCCAAAUCUUAUGUAUUCAUAAUGAGCACCAGAAAAACACACGCAGAGUCAUUGUGUUCAGUCAGUCUCCCUUUAAGCAGAAUGUCUUCAAAACCUUUCCACUGCUCCGUCAAUGUCUGUGACGAGGCUGAUUUUAUUUAUGCAAAUGUUGUUGUUCAAUCGCAAGAUAAUUGUUCUGUCUUUUUUUUUUUAAGUAUGAUAAUUGUACAUGCCGUGCACAAAGUAGCAAGUAAAGAAGAUCUGAGUGACUUA
Messenger RNA from Oncorhynchus mykiss (rainbow trout), 4421 nucleotides. NCBI's taxonomy places the organism in Eukaryota, Metazoa, Chordata, Actinopteri, Salmoniformes, Salmonidae. The record is from RefSeq and is a predicted model, not a curated record.